AUGCAGGCCAAGGAUGGAGACCAAGUGGAUAACGUCUCGCUGAUCUUUGCCAUUGACAGCAAGCCCGGUGCGCUGCAGGACGCCCUGUCCGUCUUCAAGGACACCGGCAUUGAUCUCGAACACAUUGAAUCUCGUCCCUCCAAGACCAACCCCAAGCAAUACGAAUUUUACGUCCAAACCAAGGAAUCAACCAACAAGAUUCGUCAGGUCGCCGACGCGCUCAUCGGCAAAGGUGCCAUCUCCGCCCAUAUCCUCGACACCAAUCCCGACACCGACAAUGCCUCCUGGUUCCCUCGCAAGAUCCGCGAGCUUGACCUUUUUGCGGACCGUGUACUGGAUGCGGGUCGCGAUUUGCAGUCGGACCACCCUGGCUUUACCGAUGCCAACUAUCGCAAGCGUCGCGCCUAUUUUGCCGACAUUGCCAUCAACUACCGCCACGGCGAGCCCAUUCCCCGCAUCGAUUACACCGAAGACGAGAUCAAGACUUGGGGCAAGAUUUUUGGCCAAUUGACCAAGCUGUACCCGACGCACGCGUGCGCCGAGUUUAACCAGGUGUUUCCCCUCCUCAUUGAAAACUGCAACUAUCGCGAGGAUACCGUCCCCCAGCUUGAGGAUAUCUCGCGCUUUCUGCACGAUUCCACCGGCUUUCGUCUGCGCCCUGUUGCUGGCCUGCUCUCGUCGCGUGACUUUUUGGCUGGCCUCGCCUUCCGCGUGUUCCACUCCACUCAGUACAUUCGCCACUCGAGCAUGCCUCUCUACACCCCCGAGCCCGACCUUUGCCACGAGAUUCUGGGCCACGUGCCCCUGUUUGCCAACAAAAGCUUUGCCGAGUUCUCGCAAGAAAUUGGCCUCGCCUCUCUAGGUGCCUCUGACGAGGAUAUCUUGCGCCUUGCCACUGUCUUUUGGUUCACCGUCGAAUUCGGUCUCUGCCGCCAAAACGGCGAGCUCAAGGCAUAUGGCGCCGGUCUGCUUUCCUCUUUUGGCGAGCUGGAGUACUGCCUCACAGACAAGCCCGAGGUCCGGCCCUUUGAUCCGGAGACCACGUGCGUGCAGGAGUAUCCCGUGACCGAGUAUCAGCCCGUCUAUUUCGUGGCCGAUUCCUUCACUAGCGCCAAGCAGAAGGUGCGUGAGUUUGCCCGCAAGAUGAAGAAGCCCUUCACCGCGCGCUACAACCCCUACACCGAGUGCAUUGAGCUGUUGGACAACAACACACAGCUCAAGGAGCUCGCCAUUAGCAUCCAAUCAGACAUGGCCAGCCUCGUAUCCGCUCUUGACAAGCGCACAUAA
Molecule: messenger RNA, 1287 nt
Organism: Monosiga brevicollis MX1
Lineage: Eukaryota; Choanoflagellata; Craspedida; Salpingoecidae
Exons: 6
Coding region: 1-1287 (428 amino acids)
Biological process (GO): aromatic amino acid metabolic process
Molecular function (GO): oxidoreductase activity, acting on paired donors, with incorporation or reduction of molecular oxygen, reduced pteridine as one donor, and incorporation of one atom of oxygen; iron ion binding
Source: RefSeq, a predicted model, not a curated record